AUGACUCCCCGCGAUACUAAACCAAGCUGUAUCAUCUCGGGCCGUAUGAGGCCCGAGAAGGCACACGUUAUACCCCAAUCUCACGACAAGUGGUACACUGACAAUGCUAUGUGUGACUAUUCUCAAGGCGCAAAGUCGGUGUCAAAUAGUGACGAUAAUGUAUGCCGACUUCGUGUUGACCUUCAUAAGAUCUUCGACGAUCGCGCGUUUGCUUUUGUUCCUAAACUAGAUGAGGAAGGGCAUCAACAUACUGUCGUACACUUCUUCUCGACUACGAGCGAUUACGGCGACGCUGCUCUCAAAUAUCACAACCGCAAGGCACACAGCCUUAAUUCCGUGGCACCGCAAUUCCUGUUUGCACGAUUUGCUCUCACAGUGUUCGCCUGUAUCAAAGACUUUAUUCUAAGAGGAGAACGCCGCCGGAUCGCGGUGGUGCGUCGUGGCAUCGACUCCAGCGGCAGCCCUGCUUGGAUUACUCAAGAAGUUCAGAUGGAUCGUGCACAGCGACACAGUCAAUACGGCGGCGGAGAAUCGCGGGCCUCGAGUCCUAGUAAGAGAUCCAGGCCACAAUCAGAAUCCCAGCAAGGAGACGGUCAAGAAAGCGUAGAAGAAUUCGAGUACGCAUCGGAGGAUCCCGAGAAUAAUGAUAAUGACGGAUAUUAUACCUGCACCAUCAAAAAGACGGCGUAUUAA
This is a messenger RNA of Metarhizium acridum CQMa 102, 693 nucleotides long. The record is from RefSeq and is a predicted model, not a curated record. NCBI's taxonomy places the organism in Eukaryota, Fungi, Ascomycota, Sordariomycetes, Hypocreales, Clavicipitaceae.